AAAUCCAAAAUGCCAAUCAUCUUAUCUCCAUAUCUCUGCACAAGAAAAUAGAAUACCAAUUGCAUUUGAUAUCCCUCCACGGAUCUCCAAAUUCCCUCCCAUCGAAUCCCAAAAGUUGCAGUGAUUUCUUUCUUUCAUUGUUUAAAGAAUUGAUCUUGUUUGUUUCUUGGGCUCACAGCCUUCUGCGAAAAUAUGUCACAUAUCCUCGAGUCACCCUCGAUAACGAUUCUAGAAGAUUUGUGAAUCUUCUACCGCCAUAUCACCAAGGCCUCGCCCUCUUCAUGGACCUUCAACCUUACGAUGCCUGAGCUGCGUAGCCGAGCACGCAGGAACCGUCCAUCCAACAACCCUGACCCGAGCCCGAUUACCCAUCAACGAGGACUCCACAACCAUAAGAAGCUUCCUCUAGCUCUACGUACUCGCCAGAGAAGGGAAACGGGACGGAACCGGAGGAAUAAUAAGAACGCGAUCGGCGUUGGUGAGACAAAUAUUGUGAAGAGCAAGGACGAACAAAGAGGAGGAGAGGAAGAGAUUAGGGUUUCCAGAGAGGGAGCCGGGGAAAGAGCCAUGGAUGAGUACGAUAGCGGCGGCGAUAAGGGGCCCGUAGCCGAGGAUGAGGGCAGCGCUGCGCCUCUUCCUGAAAAGGUCCAAGUUGGUGGUUCCCCGAUGUACAGAAUAGACAGAAAACUGGGGAAAGGGGGCUUUGGACAAGUUUACGUCGGUCGACGCAUUGGUCCUGCUAGUACAAACGAGAGAACUGGCCCUAGAGCUGUAGAGGUAGCUUUAAAAUUUGAGCAUAGGAGUAGUAAAGGAUGCAAUUAUGGACCGCCAUAUGAGUGGCAAGUUUACAAUGCACUUGGUGGCAGUCACGGCGUUCCACAAGUUCAUUAUAAGGGCCGGCAUGGUGACUACUAUAUCAUGGUCAUGGAUAUGCUUGGGCCAAGUUUGUGGGAUGUUUGGAAUAAUAAGUCACACACGAUGUCUAUUGACAUGGUUGCAUGUAUUGCCAUUGAGGCUAUAUCCAUAUUAGAGAAGAUGCACUCUAGGGGCUAUGUCCACGGGGAUGUGAAACCUGAGAAUUUCUUGCUUGGGACUCCUGGGACUCCUGAAGAAAAAAAGUUAUAUCUUGUGGACCUUGGAUUAGCCACCAAGUGGCGAGACAGUACAACUGGCUUGCAUGUUGAGUAUGAUCAACGUCCAGAUGUAUUCAGGGGAACUGUCCGGUAUGCUAGUGUGCAUGCUCAUCUUGGUAGAACUGGUAGCAGGAGAGAUGACUUGGAAUCUCUUGCCUACACUCUUGUUUUUCUUCUCCGUGGUCGCUUACCAUGGCAAGGAUAUCAGGGAGAUAAUAAGGGAUUCCUUGUAUGCAAGAAGAAAAUGGCCACUUCCCCAGAAGCUCUUUGUUGCUUUUGUCCUCAUCCUUUUCGACAGUUUGUUGAGCAUGUAGUAAAUCUGAAGUUUGAUGAAGAACCUAACUAUGCAAAGUAUAUCUCCCUCUUUGAUGGGAUUGUUGGUCCAAAUCCAGAUAUCCGGCCAAUAAACACUGAUGGUGCUCAGAAGCUUAUAUGUCAGGUUGGACAUAAGAGAGGACGAUUGACCAUGGAGGAGGAGGAUGAUGAACAACCUAAAAAGAAGAUUCGAAUGGGGAUGCCUGCAACCCAAUGGAUUAGUGUUUACAAUGCUCGUCGGCCUAUGAAGCAAAGAUAUCACUAUAACGUGGCAGAUGUAAGGCUCUCCCAGCACAUUGAGAAAGGAAAUGAAGAUGGAUUAUUUAUUAGUGGCGUGGCUUCAUGUACAAACCUCUGGGCCCUUAUCAUGGAUGCUGGCACUGGCUUUACAGCACAAGUUCAUGAACUCUCACCCUACUUUCUUCACAAGGAAUGGAUUAUGGAACACUGGGAGAAGAAUUACUACAUCAGUGCAAUAGCAGGGGCAAACAAUGGGAGUUCAUUAGUUGUAAUGUCUAAGGGGACACAGUACUUGCAGCAGUCUUAUAAAGUCAGUGAAUCAUUUCCAUUCAAGUGGAUCAACAAAAAAUGGAGGGAGGGGUUUUAUGUUACUGCCAUGGCCACUGCUGGGAGUAGAUGGGCAAUUGUUAUGUCUCGUGGGGCAGAAUUUUCUGACCAGGUUGUGGAACUAGAUUUUCUCUAUCCUAGUGAAGGUGUCCAUCGAAGGUGGGACAGUGGUUACCGCAUUACAUCAACUGCAGCGACUUGGGACCAGGCUGCUUUAGUUCUAAGUGUUCCUAGAAGAAAACCGGCCGAUGAAACUCAAGAGACUCUCCGAACUUCUGCUUUUCCUAGUACACACGUCAAGGAGAAAUGGGCAAAGAAUCUUUAUAUUGCAUCUAUUUGCUAUGGUCGAACUGUUUCAUGAACUCCCAAAGAUCUGUUGGGGUGCCGCUUAUGUUACUUUGACCUCUCACUUCUAUGAUCAAUGAACCGGCUCAUAAUAUCUACUUCUCUCUCCUGGGAACCAAAGAUCCUGUCAAGGCAAAUUUACUGAUCAUGGCAUUUUGGAGAUGAUGUAUGCUAAACUCUUCUUUAUUGCCGCCAUCACAUAGCAUCUGUUACAAACACCUGUGCACUGUCUUUAAAUUGAAUCAAAAUGCUUAUGAGGCUGAUUUUAAAUCAUUUAUCCAACUGCAAUGGGAGUUACUCUUACCUAUGAUUUCAAAGUUGGUAUAGUUUUGAACAAUAGUGUCUCAGUUGAAGGCAUGUGCUCAGGGCAUUCUAAUUGUUGAUGGUAUUUUGGGAUGUACAACUAUGAUUUUGCUGUGGGCUCUGGACAUUCUCAGUUGUUCAUCCUGUACUUAAUCCUUCCUCUUUUCUUUUUUUUGUUUUUUUUUUUUGGUUCUCCUUUUUGGACCUGUAGAUACUUUCUGGGAUGCCAGAAUUUGACCUGAAAGAAAGUGGUUGUAUACUUGGGACAUCAGUUUGUAAUGAUCUCUUUAUCGUUA
Juglans microcarpa x Juglans regia is the source of this 2959-nucleotide messenger RNA. Its product is annotated as casein kinase 1-like protein HD16. NCBI's taxonomy places the organism in Eukaryota, Viridiplantae, Streptophyta, Magnoliopsida, Fagales, Juglandaceae. The record is from RefSeq and is a predicted model, not a curated record. Gene Ontology annotation, biological process: endocytosis; signal transduction; peptidyl-serine phosphorylation. The transcript has 16 exons. Gene Ontology annotation, cellular component: nucleus; cytoplasm. Bases 301 to 2376 code for a protein of 691 amino acids. Gene Ontology annotation, molecular function: ATP binding; protein serine/threonine kinase activity.